Messenger RNA from Coprinopsis cinerea okayama7#130, 447 nucleotides. RefSeq lists its product as hypothetical. The coding region runs from base 1 to 447 and encodes 148 amino acids. Lineage: Eukaryota; Fungi; Basidiomycota; Agaricomycetes; Agaricales; Psathyrellaceae. Gene Ontology annotation, biological process: double-strand break repair via homologous recombination. The transcript has 4 exons. Gene Ontology annotation, molecular function: zinc ion binding. Gene Ontology annotation, cellular component: Shu complex. The record is from RefSeq and is a predicted model, not a curated record.
AUGGAGACUGGCAAGGACGUCGUAGUCCUAAAUUCCGAGUUGCUCGUUGUAGUGUUCAACAUCCUCGAUUCGCUCGAGACCGAUACGCUGACAGAUGAGUCUUACGCGAAGCUGGGUGCGCUGUUUCCCGAAACGCUGGUUGUUGCUGCUCUCGACUUGGUAGACAGAGGGAACGUGUUAAAAUUGAUAUUUCCAUGGAAUAAAAACAAGACGGAAUACCAAGUUCUUGGGACUACAGCAACAUACCUAGUACACCUCGACCUUCCAGCAGAGAUCCCUUUCUACUGUUCCUGCCCCGCGUUCUCGUAUUCAGUGCUCUCAACCGGCACGCAUAUUAUGUGCAAACACCUUCUUGCCACCCUCAUCGCGCGCCAUCUCGACGCAUGCGUCGAGAGACCCAUCACAGCAGACGAACUAGUCGAAUCUCUCACCAAAGAGUUCCAAUAG